AUGUUUAAAAUGGGGGGUUCUAUUUAUGGACGAGUAAAUGAAUUUCCUACAUGUGAAGAGGUUAUAAGCAAUGUAGAUCAUAAAAAGGAAGAAAUGCGUUGGAGUGAAGAUUGUAAGAAAAUUAAUACUAUUUAUUCAGAUGCUUUUAAUUCAAAGGUUGAAUAUAUAUGCAAUAAAUCUAUGGGAUACUUAUAUAAAAUACAUAAUGAACAUUAUAAUUUGUUAGAAAAAGUUGCUUUUGAAUACUUGUAUUAUUGGAUUUACAAAUAUCAUCGAAAAAAGGAAACAAACAUUAGUAUUAUAAAAAAGUUUCAUGAAGAAUUGAUCAAAUUAUAUAAUGAUAAAAAUUUUUCAUAUAGUAUCCUGCAUAAUUAUGAAAAUACUAUUUCUGAUGAGGAGUUGAAAAAACUCAAAAUUUUAUAUGAUAACUAUAAAAGUUAUAAUUUAAUAAAAGAUCAAUGUAAACCGAGUGGCAAUAAUGAUUUCUGUAACGAAAUAAAAAGAAUUAUAGAUGAAUAUAGUCCAAAAACAUAUAUAAAACCAAGAGAAACAUGUAUAUCAAAAGAAUUACACAAUUGUAAAAAUAAUAUUGUAGUUCCCCUUAUAAUUCCAAUUUUUAUUAUAUUAGUAUUAUCCUUUCUUUGGUUUAUUAUAUAUAAGCUUACCCCAUAUGGUUCAUACUUGAGCAACAUGAUAAAAAGGAAAAGAAAUUCAUGCAAUAGUAUAUAUGAAGAAUGGAAUUCAUUGGAAUCAUCUGAAAUAUCCAGAUACGCUUCAAAUGAUGGGAAAUACAACGUAUUGUAUAAUUAUACGUAG
Plasmodium gonderi is the source of this 816-nucleotide messenger RNA. RefSeq names its product variable surface protein. The transcript is spliced from 3 exons. Lineage: Eukaryota; Apicomplexa; Aconoidasida; Haemosporida; Plasmodiidae. Bases 1 to 816 code for a protein of 271 amino acids. The record is from RefSeq and is a predicted model, not a curated record.